This is a messenger RNA of Acanthosepion pharaonis, 645 nucleotides long. The record is from the annotation of a GenBank genome assembly. Lineage: Eukaryota; Metazoa; Mollusca; Cephalopoda; Sepiida; Sepiidae.
AUGUUUUUCUUUCAGCAAUUUCAAGAAGAAAUUGUCGGUUGGCAGGCUAAAGAAUAUUUGCCCGCUUGCAACAUAAUAUUUUUUUUUCAUAUUAGUGUCAAAGCUAUUUUGUUAUUGCAGUCAGAAAUUCUUUUCUUUCUUUCUUUCUUUCUUUCUUUCUUUCUUUCUUUCUUUCUUUCUUCUGUUCUCUUUCUGUCAUGUUUUCUUUCAUGCUUUCUUUCCUUAUUUAUUUUAUUUUCUCAUUGUCAUCGUCUUUUUUCUUUCUUCUUUUCUUUCUUCCUUUCAUUCUUUCUUUUUCGUUCUUGCUUUCAUUGUUACUUUUUUCCAAUCAUUCUUCCUUUCUUUCUUUCUUCAUUUCAUUUUUCUUUCAUUCAUUCUUUCUUUCUUUUUUGUUUCUUUUUUUCUAUCAUCCGUACAUCCUUUCAUUCCUUCAUUCUUUUUUCUUUGUUCCUUUCAUUUUUUUCAUUCUUCCUUUCAUUCUUCGCUUCAUUCUUUCUUUUUCUUUCUUCGUUUCAUUCUUUCUUUUUUCUUUCUUCGUUUCAUUCUUUCUUCGUUUCAUUCUUUCUUCCUUUUUUCUUUCUUCUCCUUUUUUCUAUUCCUUGCUGUCACCGAAGCUUUUCUAUUUUUUCACAUUCAUUCCUUUAA